This is a messenger RNA of Sinocyclocheilus rhinocerous, 2405 nucleotides long. RefSeq names its product proton myo-inositol cotransporter-like. The record is from RefSeq and is a predicted model, not a curated record. The transcript has 11 exons. The coding region runs from base 135 to 1973 and encodes 612 amino acids. Lineage: Eukaryota; Metazoa; Chordata; Actinopteri; Cypriniformes; Cyprinidae. Gene Ontology annotation, molecular function: myo-inositol:proton symporter activity. Gene Ontology annotation, biological process: transmembrane transport; myo-inositol transport. Gene Ontology annotation, cellular component: apical plasma membrane.
GACUGCAAGAAUUCACGAACUUCCUGUUCCAGCACAACAGAGUGAAAGCAAGAGAAGGAGCAUUGAGUGCCUUGUCAAAGCAAAGGCACCGAGAAAAGCGUCUUGCUGGAGACAAUGUGCAUAAGCUGCAGAGAAUGGAGGAGCUGAUAGGAGACAGGAGAUUUGUUGAGGACAAGAGGAGCUUGAUAAAGACGCCAUAUGAUGUCCAGGCCAACAACCAAGAACAUGACUCGCCCACGUCCACACAUCAGAUCCGCUCAGUCCAGCACGGCUCUCCAUGUUUCAUCUACACCCUGGCUUUUUUCUCGGCUCUGGGUGGAUUCCUGUUUGGCUAUGACACAGGAGUGGUGUCUGGAGCCAUGCUCCUGCUCAAGAGGGAGAUGAACCUCAGCUCUCUGUGGCAGGAGCUGCUGGUGUCCAUCACUGUUGGUGCCGCGGCCGUUUCCUCUCUGGCUGGAGGGUAUCUCAACGGACUCUUCGGCCGGAGAAUCUGCAUACUGCUCGCUAGCUUCAUCUUUUCUGCUGGAGGAAUCAUCAUGAGCGUCGCACACAACAAAGAGGUUCUUCUGUGUGGGAGGCUUACGGUUGGGCUUGGGAUAGGAAUUGCAUCUAUGACCGUGCCCGUCUACAUCGCUGAGGUUUCACCUUCUGAACUCCGAGGUCAGCUGGUCACUAUUAACACCCUGUUUAUCACCGGUGGCCAGUUCGUAGCUAGCGUGGUGGAUGGGGUCUUUAGCUACCUGCCCCAUGACGGCUGGAGGUAUAUGUUGGGUUUGUCAGUUGUUCCUGCUGCGCUGCAGUUCCUGGGGUUCCUCUUCCUCCCGGAGAGUCCUCGCUGGCUCCUGCAGAAAGGAGAUACCCAGAAUGCUCGGCUGGUGCUCAGUCGAAUCCGCGGCGGUGUAAAUGUGGAUGAAGAGUAUGAGAGCAUACGGAGCAGCAUUGAGGAGGAGAAGAUUGAUGCUGGAGAGGGUCCAGUGUUGUGGCGUAUCCUGACGUUCGCUCCAGCACGGCGUGCUCUGAUCGUGGGUUGUGGCCUACAGAUGUUCCAGCAGCUCUCGGGAAUCAACACGGUCAUGUACUAUAGCGCCACCAUACUGCAGAUGUCUGGAGUACAGGACGAUCAGAUGGCCAUCUGGCUGGCUUCUGCCACAGCCUUCACCAACUUCCUGUUUACUCUAGUAGGCGUGUGGCUCGUGGAGAGGGUGGGCCGCAGGAAGCUUUCUCUGGGCAGCAUACUAGGUACUGCUGUAAGUCUGAUGGUUCUCGCUGCGGGUUUCCUGCUCUCGGCUCAGGCCUCUCCACCCGUGACCUUUCACCCCAAUGACCCCUCCCUCCACAACUCCACCUGCAUUACAUAUAGGUUCUGUGAAUCCUGCAUGUUGAAUCCAGAUUGUGGUUUCUGUUAUGGUAAGAAUGGCACAGCCGUGGUUGAGUCGUCAUGCAUGCCUGUGGACGUGGCCAACACUGAAGCAGCUGCGGCGGGCAGGUGUUCCAAUGGCACGCAGGAGAGUGCAGGUGUAUUCUGGGCCUUUAACUACUGCCCAACAUCUUACUCCUGGAUUGUUCUGCUGGGUCUCGUUCUGUAUCUGGCCGCCUUUGCUCCAGGUAUGGGUCCUAUGCCGUGGACGGUGAACUCUGAGAUCUAUCCGCUGUGGGCUCGGAGCACAGGGAACGCCUGCUCUGCCGGGGUCAACUGGAUCUGUAACGUCCUUGUGUCUCUGACCUUCCUCCAUGUGGCCCAGUACCUGACAUACUACGGUGCGUUCUUCCUGUACUCCGGUCUGGCUCUGCUGGGCUUUGUGUUUGUGGUGGGCUGUCUGCCGGAGACCAAGGGUCUGCGUCUGGAGGAGAUGGAGUCUCUGUUCGGGAGACAGCUGUGCAGCUGUGGAGCCGGCGGCAGUCAGAGCGUUCAUUACAUCCGGGUAAACGGAGGAAACUGCCGCUCUGAUGAAGACGUUACUGAUGAUGAAUAGACACUGAUGAAGAUGAUUCAUGGUGUGAGGGAUGCUGUGGUUGCCAUUCCAGAGAUUCAACGUUCAAGUUGACUCAUGUUUUAAAACCGCAAUUGUGUCAAUAAUGGAUGCGAUUAAUUAAUUGUUUGACAGCACUAGUUGUGUUUAAUUCAGUGUGUUACGUGCUGUUUCUUUGUAUUUAUUGAAAUUUGUUUCACACUUAAUUGUUUCAAAUCAAAAGUUUCUAUACAGUUCUUCUUUUUUCUUCUGGGUUUCAAAAGUAGGUUUUGGUACAUGCAUCAAAUUAGAUUAAUUUGUUACUUUUGCUUCUGGGGUUCUCAAUAUAAACCGAAAGACACGAUACUCACAGUCAAUCAUUGAGGCAGUUUAGCCAUUUCAAUAUUUAAAGGGUUAGUUCACCUAAAAAUUUAAACUCUGUCAUUAAUUACUCAC